UUACCCAUUAGCCAAUUUGGGAUAUAAUAUAAUAUAAACUUUUAAUCAAGGCUAAAAUUGCUAGAAGCUUGUAGAGGUUAUUUUCUCUGGGAAUAAUAAAAAUAAUCAUAUAGCCGCUAGCAGAGUUGUACCUAAUGAACUUUGUAUAUAUAUAUAUUGGGUGGUUGCCAUAUGGUUGAUGCAUAUCCAAGUGAUAAUGGCAGAAGAGGUGAAGCUGAUAACCUCAGGGCCAAGUCCUUUUGGUUUAAGAGUAAGCUGGGCACUGAAGCUGAAGGGCAUCCAAUACGAGUCAAUUGAAGAAAAUCUCUCCAAAAAGAGUCCUUUACUUCUCCAACACAAUCCAAUUUACAAGAAAAUACCAGUGCUGCUGCAUAAUGGAAGACCAGUUGUAGAAUCUCUAAUCAUCCUUCAAUACAUUGAAGAAACUUGGAAGCAAAAUCCUUUAUUACCAGCUCAUCCUUAUGAGAAAGCCAUGUCAUUGUUCUGGGCAAAAUUUGUUGAUGACAAGGUUCUGCCAUCAAUAUGGUGUAUUUUUAUGAAGAAAGGUAAAGAGCAAGAGGAAGCUAAAGCUGAGGCUUGGGGGAACUUGAAAUACUUGGAAGAAGAGGUGAGAGGAAAGAAAUUCUUUGGUGGGGAAAAUAUAGGAAUAGUGGAUAUUUCAUUUGGUUGGGUUGUUAAUAGCCUGAGUGUAGUGGAAGAGCUUGUUGGAUUUGAAGUGAUUGAUGGAGAGAAGUUUCCAUUGUUGAUUAAAUGGAUGAAAGCUUUCUCAGAGUCUCCUGUGAUCAAGGAAAACUUGCAACCUAGAGAUUUGCUGCUCUCCAUAUAUGGUGCUUAUCUUCAAGCUCCAACUACUUAUAAUUGAUUUAGGGAUAAGCAUUUUCCGAAAUGUAUGUAAAACUCUUAUUAUAGCUAUAAGACGAUUGCAAUACGAAUCCUUUUUCUGUUAAA
Molecule: messenger RNA, 948 nt
Organism: Manihot esculenta (cassava)
Lineage: Eukaryota; Viridiplantae; Streptophyta; Magnoliopsida; Malpighiales; Euphorbiaceae
Product: probable glutathione S-transferase
Exons: 2
Coding region: 179-862 (227 amino acids)
Biological process (GO): glutathione metabolic process
Cellular component (GO): cytoplasm
Molecular function (GO): glutathione transferase activity
Source: RefSeq, a predicted model, not a curated record